AUGGUUCAGGACUUGCUCACACUUCCCUACGAUAUUCGUCGUCAAAUCUGGGAAUAUGUUCUUGGGCCAAGCAAGCUCAAGCCCUGCAAAUGCGUCAUUGUACAAUCUUACUGUACCAUCACACACUUAGGAUCAUGCUUCGGAGAGUUUGACCUCCACGAGCACUGUGAUAAUCGAAUCUUGAGGGUGUGCCGGGCGAUUUAUGACGAAGUGCAUCCGAUGAUGGUACGCUCACCGAAGAUUUUCACCAUCUGCAGUGGCAUCUGUCUGGAUUCAUUGUUCUCAAGUAUAUCGGUGAGAGAGCGCUCUUCUGUGAGAAGGGUAAAUGUCAAGGUGUACAUUGGUCGACUUAGAGAAGGAAGCUUGGAAGGGAUUUCUGGUGCGGCAUUGUUGAAACAGGCUGAGUCAUGGUGUGGCCCUUUUGUGCAAAAUGCAUUGAAGUGUGCUGGUGCUGGAGAUAUCGUUGAUGCAAAGGUAAUCAGCAAUGUGAACGAGGAUACAAAACUGCGACGCACCAUCUGGUUGGCCUUGCAACUCGCACCAGAUACUCAAACAUCUGCUAUAUGGGGCCACUGCAUACCUCAGACAACACAGUCAUCAGCAGUAAUUGGCUAG
This is a messenger RNA of Exophiala aquamarina CBS 119918, 615 nucleotides long. RefSeq lists its product as uncharacterized. NCBI's taxonomy places the organism in Eukaryota, Fungi, Ascomycota, Eurotiomycetes, Chaetothyriales, Herpotrichiellaceae. The record is from RefSeq and is a predicted model, not a curated record. The transcript has a single exon. Bases 1 to 615 code for a protein of 204 amino acids.